Messenger RNA from Telopea speciosissima, 4255 nucleotides. Its product is annotated as RNA polymerase II C-terminal domain phosphatase-like 3. Gene Ontology annotation, cellular component: nucleus. The transcript is spliced from 12 exons. Lineage: Eukaryota; Viridiplantae; Streptophyta; Magnoliopsida; Proteales; Proteaceae. The record is from RefSeq and is a predicted model, not a curated record. Bases 320 to 4183 code for a protein of 1287 amino acids. Gene Ontology annotation, molecular function: RNA polymerase II CTD heptapeptide repeat phosphatase activity.
GAUCUGUUUUGGUCUUUCUGGUUGUUUUCGUUCUCUCUCGGUAUAGGGCUUGAUCAGCGACGCAGUUUUCGCCGACAAGGAGCUUUGCUCACUGUGUUCGAUCGAUCUCGGUUAUCGAGGUCCUUCGACAAACCCCAUUUUACUUAUUUUGGGGGUGUUUAAGGAUUUGAUUUUAUACCCGUGACUUUGCCUUUUCAGAUCUGGGGAACGAACCCUAAUUAAGCUGUUUUACUUUGAUCUAUUGAAGAUUUUACAUAAGGUGGUUGUAUUUUUUGCGUUUUUGUUUUUGCGGUGUUUGAUAGCAAGCUUCGUAUAACUUAUGCGCGUUACUCGAUCUAAUCGCUGCCUGCUGAAUCCUAAGGAGGAAGAAAUUCUAGCUAGAAUGGCCAAGGAUGGGUGUGCCGCUGAAGAUAUGGAGGAAGGAGAGAUAUCUGAUUCUGCGUCCAUUGAAGAAAUCAGUGAAGAAGAUUUCAAACAGGAUAUUAAGGUUUCUUCGAAAACCAAGGGAGAUUCUAGGGUUUGGAUGGGCGAUCUAUUGAAAUAUCCUAUUUCGAGUAGUUAUUCUUCCGGUUUGUAUAAUCUUGCGUGGGCACAAGCGGUGCAAAACAAACCACUCAAUGAAAUAUUGGUGAGAGACUUCGGAUCCAAUGAUAAGUCGAUGAAAUCUGCAUCUAAUGUUUCAGUAAACGGUAGAGAAAGUAAUAAUAGAAGUUUAAAUACUUCUAAGGAAGUUUGUAAAGUAAUAAUUGAUGACAGUAGUGAGGAGAUUGAUAGUAGAAUUGAAACCGUUGGAGAUGAUGAGAAGGAAGAGGGAGAGCUGGAAGAAGGGGAGAUAGAAUUGGAUUCGGAGACAGUGGACAAACGUUCCGGCGAAGGACCAUAUGAAGAAAUUUCUAGUGAUCAGAGUGAAACCGAGAGGGAUUUGAAACGGAGGGAGUUCGAGAUGAGGCUUUAUUCAAUUCAGAAAACUUUAGAUUCUUUAACAGUGGACGAAGCGAAGAAAUCUUUUCCUGGAGUCUGUUCCGAACUUCAAACUGCUUUGGAAAGCUUGCAGCUAAUGGUUUCGGAGAAUUGUGUUCCGGCCAUGGAUGCUAUUGUGGGACAGUCCGUUUCUCGGCUCCAAGCCAUCAAUUCUGUGUUUUGUUCCAUGAACAUGAAGCAACAAGAUCAGAAUAAAGACAUCAUGUUGAGGUUGCUUGAAAGUAUAAAUAGCCAAGAACAUGCUCUUUUCUCACUGGAGCAGAUGAAAGAGGUAGAGGCCAUGUUAUCGAGUAUUAAGGCCUUGGACAAAAAGAAAAAAAUACACAUAAUUGAUAUAGUGGAUCAGAGUAAUGCUGGUAUUAUAACUAAAAUCCCCGCUCAUGACAUGAAUUCUUCAAAAGAGCUCCUUCUGGAUCCUGUAUCUGUUAAAUCUGGUGAUCAGAAUAAUGUAAACAUAGCAUCUGAAGCUUUGAGAAUGGGAAUAUCAGUUGGGUCCAAGAGUAGACUGGGUUUUGGACCCCUGCUUGAUCUUCACCGGGACCAUGAUGCAGAUAGCCUUCCUUCUCCUACGCGUGAAACCACGCUACCUGUACCAAUAGCAAAACCACAGGCUAUUAUUGAUGGUAAAGUUGGAUCGGAUCUGGUCACAACCAAAAUGGAAGAUAAAACAGAAGAUGCUCCAUUGCAUCCAUAUGAAACUGACGCCCUCAAAGCUGUUUCUACCUAUCAACAAAAAUUUGGUCGGUCCUCAUUCCUUUUAAGUAACCGUCUUCCAAGUCCAACUCCUUCAGAGGAGGGCAAUGAUGGGGAUGGUGAUACUAACGAGGAGGUUUCUAGUUCUUCAACUGUUGAUAAUGUGAGAACUGUAAUUCCAUUUGUCCCACUGCAACCCAUUGGCCCUGCUGCUUCUACUUCUCCAGUGGAUAGCUUAAAUGGACAAGCAAUACCACCUGCAAAAACUGUUGGGCAGUUGGGUUUUGUGUCAAAUCCCAUUUUAAGAAUCUCAGCAAAGAGUAGAGAUCCUAGGCUACGGUAUGCCAACUCUGAAGGGGGCUCUUUGGAUCUCAAUCAACGUCCUCUGUCUGCAGAGUCCAGUGCACCUAAAAGUGAGCCUCUUGGAGGAAUGAUGAGUUCAAGGAAACACAAGGUUGAGGACAACCAUUUGGAUGGCCAUUCUUUGAAAAGACAGAGAAAUUCGGUAACAAGUUCUGGAGUUUCCAGAGAUGUAGAAAUGACAUCUGGAAUUGGUGGUUGGUUAGAGGACAGCAGUAGUUUUGUGCCUCAACUUGCUGAUAAAAACAGACUGAUAGAGGACAUGGGAGCUAAUUGCAUGAAAUUGGAAAAUGGAGAAGUUGGAUGCAGCAGAGGACAGGAUGCGGGCUCUGGACACUCUAAUGUGUCAACUGGUGGAAAACAGCAGGCACCAGCUCUGGAUGCCAAUACUACAGUUUCCUUGCCUUCUUUGUUGAAGGAUAUUGUUGUGAACCCUAGCAUGCUGAUGCAUCUACUUCAGAUGGAACAACAAAGAUUAGCCGCAGAAGCUAAACAGAAUUCUAGUGAUCCUGCCCAAAAUUCGAUGAAUCAUUCAAGCACAAAUAUAUUGCCGGGAAUGGUACCCAUGGAAAAUGUUCCUUGGGGGCCAUUGGAACCUAAUCAAAAGCUUGUAGGAAAACUUCAUAUUGCUGUCCAAACAGCUUCGUUGAAUCCUCAGGGAGAAUCGGGGAAAAUCCGCAUGAAACCUCGUGACCCUCGCCGUGUACUCCAUAGCAAUACUUUUCAGAAGAUUGAGGGCUCAGGAGCUGAACAAUUAAAAACAAAUCGAGGCCCCCAGGUUACUAAGGACAAUCUAAUUGUCCGUCAGCAAGGGGAUCAGGCAGAGGCAAAUUCCUUGUCUUCCCAGUCCAAUUCCCUUCCUGAUAUUGCUCCGCAGUUCACAAAGGGGCUGAAAAAUCUUGCUGAUAUCUUGACUUCAUCCCAACCUACAAAUACUCUCCCGGUGGUUUCACAGACUGCCUUUUCCGAUCCACUGCCUAUAAAGUCAGAUAAGGUGGAUGCAAAAGAUGUAGUAACUGACGCUAGUGACCAGAAAAGUGAGAGUAGUUUGAUGCCUGAAGAAGGUGCAGUGGGGCCUCCACAGAACACAUGGGGGGAUGUUGAACACUUAUUUGAGGGGUAUGAUGACCAGCAGAAAGCAGCUAUCCAGAGAGAGAGGGCAAGGAGGAUAGAAGAACAGAAAAAAAUGUUUGCAGCUAGGAAGCUAUGUCUUGUCUUGGAUUUGGAUCACACACUUCUUAAUUCAGCCAAGUUUGUUGAAGUGGAUCCAGUGCAUGAGGAGAUUCUAAGAAAGAAGGAAGAACAGGACCAAGAAAAGCCGCAGAGACAUGUCUUCCGCUUUUCUCAUAUGGGAAUGUGGACAAAAUUAAGGCCUGGAAUCUGGAACUUUCUUGAGAAGGCUAGUCAGCUGUUUGAGCUGCAUCUUUACACGAUGGGCAACAAGCUAUAUGCUACAGAAAUGGCAAAAGUUCUCGAUCCAACAGGGGCUUUGUUUGCUGGGCGAGUUAUUUCAAAAGGAGAUGAUGGGGAUCUUUUUGAUGGUGACGAGAGGCAGCCCAAGACUAAGGAUUUAGAAGGGGUCUUGGGUAUGGAAUCAGGUGUGGUGAUCGUAGAUGAUUCUGUAAGAGUCUGGCCACAUAACAAGCUGAACUUGAUAGUUGUUGAGAGAUACACUUACUUCCCCUGUAGCAGACGCCAAUUUGGACUUCUGGGUCCUUCACUUCUUGAAAUUGAUCAUGACGAGAGACCAGAAGAUGGUACUCUUGCAUCUUCCUUGGCAGUAAUUGAAAGAAUACACCAAAACUUUUUCUCGCACCCGUCUUUAAAUGAGGCAGAUGUUAGAAACAUUCUUGCUGCAGAGCAGAGGAAGAUUUUAGCUGGUUGCCGUAUAGUAUUCAGUAGGGUAUUUCCAGUAGGUGAAGCCAACCCCCACCUACAUCCACUGUGGCAGACAGCUGAACAAUUUGGGGCCGUAUGCACCAAUCAGAUAGAUGAACAGGUGACCCAUGUAGUUGCCAAUUCUCUUGGAACAGACAAGGUUAAUUGGGCUUUGUCCACCGGAAGAUUUGUUGUCCACCCUGGAUGGGUGGAGGCAUCGGCUCUACUAUAUCGUAGGGUGAAUGAGCAUGAAUUUACCGUUAAAUUAUAAACCAUCACCCAAGCCCCCCAAAACCCUGAUCCCCUGCCUUCCAUGGUAAACUAUAAGUUUAAAACAUGAAAU